AUGGCUGGAGAUUCAGUGAUCCUGAACUGCAGCAGUGACUCAAACCCUCCUGCAGAAUUCAACUGGUUUAAAGGAAAUAAAUCUCUGAAUUCUGGAAGAAUCUUCAGCAUCUCCAAGAUCAGCUCUGAUGACAGUGGAGAAUACAAGUGUAAAGCCAGAAAUGAUCAUGGAGUGAAAUACUCUGAUCCUGUAACUCUAGAUGUCCAGCAACGUCAGGAUUAUUUCCUGUAUGCAGUUUUAGCGAUCGCAGUCGCAUGUGUAGUUUUACUUUUCAUCUGCAUCGUCCUGUUCAUAAGCCAGAGAAAAAAGGCUGGAGUGUCAAACAACAGACAGAAUCAGAUUCAAGAUCCUAGCAAACACAUCUAUGAAAAUGAUUCACUUGUGAACGUUUUACCCAAGAAAACAAAUGGCGGACAAACUCCUCAACCCACAGCUCCUGAGACGAUCGAAUACGCAACCAUACAUGAAAACCAGCAACUCCAGCCUGAUUCUGCUCUCAGAUCUGGUGCUGUGGUGAAUAAUGCAGUGCUUUACAGCAUGAUCAAAGCUCCAGGAUCAUAAAGUGGAUUGAAAAUGAAGCUUGAUUACAUUUACAGCAGCUUUGAUUUAGAGGAUUAUAAUGAAUUAACCAUGUCAAGUCACAUCAGGAACUUUACACUCAACAUUAUUAACUUCUCCUGACUGUUGACUGAGUUUAGGAAGUCAUGGUCAGAUUUAGCAAUACUGCAGUCUAGAAGCAUUUCGUUGUGGUUAUUUACUUGAGCGUGUCUUCGUAGACUGUGGUUCAGUCUGUCACAGCAGGAAAUUACCACAUCUACUUUUUUACUUGCUCUGCUGAUUUCUGUUAAUAGCUUGCUUUUGUAAUGUUUUCCAAGAUGUGGGAAAUUUUCAUGAAUUUCUGCAUUAAUAGUGUUAUUUUGCAAUCAUGCAUUUCUCUCUCUCUCUCUCUCUCUCUCUCUCUCUCUCUCUAUCAAAAUAUGGACAAAACCUGCUGCAACAUUUACAGAGUAAAGGCUGAUGCUAGAAGAGAUACAGCUGCAGCCAGAAGUUAAGGAGAAUUAUUUAUAUUUUUAUUAAAUUACCCAUUUAUUAUAUUUUAUUAU
Messenger RNA from Danio aesculapii, 1103 nucleotides. RefSeq names its product sialic acid-binding Ig-like lectin 6. Lineage: Eukaryota; Metazoa; Chordata; Actinopteri; Cypriniformes; Danionidae. The transcript has 5 exons. Bases 1 to 561 code for a protein of 186 amino acids. The record is from RefSeq and is a predicted model, not a curated record.